AUGUCACAGCCGCAGCUCUUCAUCCCACCAGAGUGCCACCUGCCCCGACAGCUGACCCUGGGCCGGGAGGCUCACCGGCUCCGGGAACCAGCUGCUCAGACGAACAAGCCGAAGGCCCAGGGAGCCGGCGCUCCGAGCCUCCCGCCGGCUUUGGCGUCGGCUCCUCCCCGGCGGCCCGUCCCGGAGGAGGACUGGCGGGCACACCCACGUCCCGCCGCGCCGCCCACCCCGCGCGGGGCUCCCCUCUCGAGCCCCGGGCUGGGCUGUCACCGCGGUCGCCCGGUCGGGGAAAAGGCCCGGAGGACGGCUGGGCUCGCCCCCGCCCGGGGCUCCGCUGGGCGGCUGCUGGCCGGGCACCGGCUCCCCCGGGGUCCGCUCGCCGGGUCCGGGGGCGCCCGGCCGCUCCUCCAGCCCCGCCCCCGCCCGCUGCAAGGGCCGCCCCGGGCCUGGGGCCCGCCGGACGCCUCCGCCCCGGACGAGCACAAAGACGCGCGCCCGGCGCAGGGACCCCCGGCCUCCCCGCCCGUCGCCCGCGCUGGCAGGUGUCGCUCGGCCGCGGCGCCCGAGUCCCGCGGCCCGGCCGGCGCGGGCGGUGGGGAGGGGGUCCCCGCGCCGCCCGCUCCCCACCGGCCCCCUCCCGGUCCCCGCGUCUCACCUGCGCCCCCAGGCCGGCGCCCCGCUGCCCGGCCCGGGCGCCGCCGGCGCUUCCUGCUCGCGACUUCCUGGGGCGGCGCGCGGAGGCCCCGGCGGCCCUUUCACUUUCCUGAGGCAGCGGGGCGCCCGGCCGGGCGGUGGCGGCGGCGGCGGCGGCGGCUCGGCCCCUCCCUCUCAUCCCCUCGCCGGUCCUCCCGCGGCCCCGGAGCGCACCCGGAGGCCCAGCCAGCCCCGGGGAGGCCGGGCGGGGACGCCGCCACGAGGAGACCCCAGGCCACCGCCGCUCAGGACUCCUCCCCGCGGUCCCCGCUCCUUGCACCUGCCUGCGGGCGCCCGGGCUUGAGUUCGAAACUGACCAAAGAAGAGCUCCCCAAGGACCCUUUGUCCUCAAGGUGUUAUGCUUGAAACGACUGCACACAAGCUCAGGACGGAGCACAGCUGGGAUGUCACUCUGGAGACUCUCUUGGCGCAGGUAGAUGAUAACUUUAAAGUCUUUUUUACAAUCACACAAAUUUCACAAAAGUUGAAGUUAUUUUUAAGAAUCUGACCCUCUUCCUUUUCUUUCUAGGUGUAAUGUUGACAUUUCUUGUGCGAAUCAAUAAAUGAAUUUCCAACCCAGUUGAACUUUUCAUAUCCAGCUUUUCGAACUCAUGACACAGCGUGGGGACCGGUGGAGGUGUGCCCUCAGGCUGCCGCUGCCACAGCCCCUGGCCAGGGUUCCAGAGAGAUGAGUCCAGGGUGCCCAGACCUGGGGCUGCCCGCUCAGCACACCUGCCUGGCCGGGCCUCUGCUUUAACUCGAGACUUCCACGCUUGCUUUGAAUUUAUUUUGAUUUUUAUUUCAGAACAAGAGGAACAGACCAAAUGAGAGGCACAUUCACUCUUAUCCGACAGAUGUGUCUUGGGUGCCUACCAGGGCCAGAGCGUGCCAGGCGCUGAGGCCUCAGUCAACUGGGGCCUUGCCUUUGCAGAAUCCACAGAGCAAGAGGCUCGCGGCAAGAGUGGAAGGGACUUGGGUUCAUAUCCUGGGGCGGCCAUAACUAAAGACCUCAGACUGGGGGGCUUAAGACAAUGGACGUUUAUGGCCUCACAGGUCUGGAGGCCACAGGUCUAGAUCAAGAUGCUGGCGGG
Aethalodelphis obliquidens (Pacific white-sided dolphin) is the source of this 1784-nucleotide messenger RNA. Its product is annotated as translation initiation factor IF-2-like. Bases 1 to 1059 code for a protein of 352 amino acids. The transcript is spliced from 3 exons. NCBI's taxonomy places the organism in Eukaryota, Metazoa, Chordata, Mammalia, Artiodactyla, Delphinidae. The record is from RefSeq and is a predicted model, not a curated record.